This is a messenger RNA of Propithecus coquereli (Coquerel's sifaka), 832 nucleotides long. It is a transcript of the gene SSNA1, whose product is annotated as Sjogren syndrome nuclear autoantigen 1. The record is from RefSeq and is a predicted model, not a curated record. Gene Ontology annotation, cellular component: ciliary basal body; centrosome. The transcript is spliced from 3 exons. Bases 76 to 435 code for a protein of 119 amino acids. Lineage: Eukaryota; Metazoa; Chordata; Mammalia; Primates; Indriidae.
GUCGGGAGGCGGUGCGCAGGCGCGGCGGCGCUGGCCGCGGCGGUUGGCUCGGCGGGCGUGCGGGCGGCGACAGCCAUGACCCAGCAGGGCGCGGCGCUGCAGAACUACAACAACGAGCUGGUCAAGUGCAUCGAGGAGCUGUGCCAGAAGCGGGAAGAGCUGUGCCGGCAGAUCCAGCAGGAAGAGGACGAGAAGCAGCGGCUGCAGAAUGAGGUGAGGCAGCUGACGGAGAAGCUGGCCCGCGUCAACGAGAACCUGGCACGCAAGAUCGCCUCUCGCAACGAGUUUGACCGGACCAUCGCGGAGACGGAGGCUGCCUACCUCAAGAUCCUGGAGAGCUCCCAGACGCUGCUUAGCGUCCUGAAGAGGGAAGCCGGCAACCUGACUAAGGCUACGGCUUCAGACCAGAAGAGCAGCGGAGGCAAGGAGAGUUGACCGGGCCAUGGCGGGGCCUGCCUUUAGCUGUGCCCACCUUGACUCAGCCCCCAGCAAGUCUGUCCUUAAAGUUUCUGUUCUUCGUGGUAGCCCAGCUGCCUUCUCUCACUGUUCCAGGUGCCAAGAGGGGCAGCUGCCAACCUCUGCUGGCAUCAGGUAACAAGAAAAGCCCGGGGCACAGCCCACGGGGGUGGUCGUAGCUCCAUGUGCACACAGGCUGUGGGGACAGUAGGCUCCAGGUCAGCUCUGCAAGGGGCUCUAAGGCGCCCACACACCCUUGGGCUGCCAGGGAGUCCCCUCAUCUUGUUCCUCCUCAGCCAGCAGGGGCCCAGGCCAAGCAAAGGGGGCAAAGGGUGGGGGCCCUCCCUCAUCCCAGAACCCACACCUCAGGGCUCAC